AUGGCACUGAUUAUAGUUUUUAUAAGUCUAGUUAUUAUUUUAGCAGUUUUGCUAUACAUUUUAUUGAAAAGACAAAAACAAUACUGGCGGAAAUUAAAUAUUGUUGGGCCGAAACCACAUCUCCUCUUUGGUGAUUAUAAAGAUGUUAUUUUGAGACAUAUCACACAUUUCGAAUUCCAUGAAGAGGUUUACAAAGCUUAUCCGAAAGAGAAAGUGGUCGGUUUGUAUCGCUUCAAUACACCAGUGCUUCUUCUGAGAGAUUUGGAUAUAAUCCAACAUGUGUUCAUACGCGGGUUCGACAGUUUCAUUAAUCGCGGAAUCGAGUUUGGCAAUAACAAUCGUAAUGCCAACUUAGCUGUCAGCACUGACGAUACAUGGAGGAUGCUUCGUACCAGAUUUUCGCCUAUUUUCACUUCUGGGAAACUGAAAAACAUGGUGUAUCUGAUGGAAAGAUGCGGCGACAAAAUGCUGAAGGAACUUGAUUCUCAAAAACUAUCAUCGAUGGAUCUCAAUGUUCAAGAAAUAGCCAUGAGGUAUACAUCUGGAGCCAUAAGUGCCUGUGCAUUUGGAAUUGACAUGGACAAACCUGAUGAAAAACUCUUGAAAUUAGAAAAAAUGUUAUUUAAGAAUUAUUUGGCUUUAGAAUUGUUUUACAUAUGUCCCAAUUUAUUAAAAAAACUUGGCUUCAAUGCUGCACCUAAAUUUAUCUCUAAUUAUUUUCAAGAUUUGGUAAAGCUUGUUAAUAUGCAACGCAACGGUAAACCAUCAGGUAGGAAAGACUUAAUGGACUUAAUUUUGGAGAUGAAAAACUUCUCUGAGAAAAUUAAAGGUGGACAGAAAAAUGGGAACAAGGACGACGAGCCAAAAGUGCUACAAAUUACCGAUGAAUUGAUUGCAGCUCAGGCAAUGAUCUUCUACGCCGCUGGAUAUGAUACUACUGCUAAUACUCUCUCACAUAUGCUUUACGAACUUGCGAAGCAUCAAGAUAUUCAGGAGAAAUUAUAUGAAGAGAUAAAAAAGACCCUGGAAGAGAAUAAUGGAGAACUAAGUUUGGAAACUCUGAAACAGAUGUCGUAUAUGGAUCAAGUAUUUUCUGAGACCCUCAGAAUGUAUGCUAUUGCUGACGUGCAAAGGAAAGUUUCUGCGAAAUCUUGUCGAAUACCUGGUGUAGACAUCAAUUUGAAAAGGGACGCAUUAAUGUUUGUGUCGGUUCGGGGAAUUCAUUAUGACGAAGAAUAUUAUCCGGAACCUUAUAAAUUCGACCCUACAAGAUUUUCACAGGAAAAUGUGAAAUCUAGGCACCCUUGCGCUUACUUACCAUUUGGUCUUGGUCCACGGAAUUGUAUUGGGAUGCGGUUUGCGAAGAUCCAGUCCAAGGUCUUCCUUGUAAAAUUUUUAAAUAACUAUAAAGUGGAACCAGCUGCAGCUACCAAGAAGCUGAAGUUCGAUCCGAUGAAGAUAACAUUGUCGGUUGCAGAAGGACUACCUUUGAAGGUCAUCAGAAGAAAUAAAUAG
Molecule: messenger RNA, 1515 nt
Organism: Diatraea saccharalis (sugarcane borer)
Lineage: Eukaryota; Metazoa; Arthropoda; Insecta; Lepidoptera; Crambidae
Source: the annotation of a GenBank genome assembly